Messenger RNA from Pimephales promelas (fathead minnow), 1975 nucleotides. NCBI's taxonomy places the organism in Eukaryota, Metazoa, Chordata, Actinopteri, Cypriniformes, Leuciscidae. The record is from RefSeq and is a predicted model, not a curated record.
CCCUUUCUGAGAGUACGGAACACACACACACACACACACGCGCUGAAGUACAAAAUAACACACUGUAACACACACACACUGUCACCGAGAGCCGUUUCCGAUGAGCUGACUCCCAGUCAUCAGUGAAAACACCAUAAAACUCCUGAAAUGACACGCGUGUGACAGUUUUCCCAGGACUCAUUCUGUCACAAAGUCUGCAAGAUCCUUCAGUCAAAGAACGUCCGGCGUUCAGUUUUCGACUCGUUUCUCUUCACCUUGUACCCGAACCUGCACAGAAAACCAGUUUCACUUCACAUCCAAUAAAAAGGUCUCCUUUGGCUUGAGGAAGAGACACUACUAUGUGAGCAACAAACCGGUUGAAUUCUUCUUGUGCUUUUCCUGCUUCACAAAUUCCCCCAGUCGAAUCAAACAGAUUGCGUAUGAAAUGGAGAAGUGUCACAGACCCAAACCAUCAGGAGAUUAUAGGCCUGUAUAACAGCACGUUUCACCUGAGCGACCCGUAAGAGCGUGUAAAACUCAUCCGUCUGCCGUCUGCCGCCGCUGAACCUGCGCUGGCGAGCGAGGAUGCUAGUGCCGGGCCGCGGCCGGUGACGAUGUACGCGGCGUCCGGGAUGACGGAGUGCAAGGCGGAGGUCACGCCGUCGGAGCGAAACGGCCACCGUGUGUUUAGCUACACGCUGGAGAGCCACACGGCGGCCGCCUUCGCCAUCAUGAACGAGCUGCGGAUGGAGCGCCAGCUGUGCGACGUCACGCUGAGGGUCAAGUACAACGAGCUCCAGGCCGUGGACUUCGUGGCUCAUAAGGUGGUGUUGGCGUCAUCGUCGCCGGUGUUUCGUGCCAUGUUCACCAAUGGGCUGAAGGAGUGUGGGAUGGAGGUGGUGCCCAUCGAGGGGAUCCACCCAAAGGUCAUGGGCCGGCUCAUCGAGUUUGCGUACACGGCGAGCAUCUCUGUGGGGGAGAAGUGUGUGAUUCACGUGAUGAACGGGGCCGUCAUGUACCAGAUCGACAGCGUGGUGAAGGCCUGCUGUGAUUUCCUCGUGACGCAGCUCGACCCGAGCAACGCUAUCGGCAUCGCCAACUUCGCCGAGCAGAUCGGCUGCACAGAGCUUCAUCAGAAGGCCAGAGAGUACAUCUACAUGAACUUCAGUCAGGUGGCGACGCAGGAGGAGUUCUUCAACCUCACUCACUGUCAGCUAGUGACGCUAAUCAGCCGCGACGAGCUGAACGUGCGCUGCGAGUCCGAGGUGUUUCACGCGUGCGUGGAGUGGGUUCAGUACGACCGCGAGAACCGGCGUCCCUACGUUCAGGCGCUUCUCCAGGCCGUCCGCUGCCACUCGCUCACGCCGAACUUCCUGCGCCGGCAGCUCGAGCACUUCGAGUGGGACGCGCAGAGCAAAGACUACCUGUCCCAGAUCUUCCAGGAUCUCACGCUGCACAAACCCACCAAACUCAUUCCCUGUCGGACUCCCAAAGUCCCGCAGCUCAUCUACACGGCGGGCGGAUACUUCCGGCAGUCACUCAGCUACCUGGAGGCGUUUAACACCUGUACGGGCGCGUGGCUGCGGCUAGCGGACCUGCAGACGCCGCGCAGUGGGCUAGCGGCGUGUGUUAUUAGCGGUCUCCUGUACGCGGUGGGCGGGAGGAAUAACGCUCCGGAUGGAAACAUGGACUCAAACACGCUGGACUGCUACAACCCGAUGAAUAACUGCUGGCUGCCGUGCGCGCCCAUGAGCGUCCCGCGCAACCGUAUCGGUGUCGGCGUGAUCGACGGGAUGAUCUACGCGGUGGGCGGCUCGCACGGAUGCCUACAUCACAACAGCGUGGAGAGGUGAGAUGUUUUUGAUGUGUUUAAUCUUUUAUCUCUUCCACACUAAACAAAUCUCUUUGGCUGUAACGAGACCCUCGUGUCACGACUCAAUACAUAUCACGAAACUGAACUCACGAUACCAUAUUAUUGCGAUACUCCAAGAAAUAU